UUCGUCGAUUGACAUGGACUCUUGGGUUUACAUGGACUCUGGUGAUUCGUGUGUAACGGCUACAGACUUCAUUGUUUUAAACUAUUAAAUCAAGCAUUUACGUAGUUCAAACCACUCAUCCCACUUUCUUUUGCAUAUAAUCUGCAUCACCAUCGUCGAAGGUAACCGCUUGAAUCUCCUCCUAUAUAUUUGUAAGUUGAGUGCGAUGAACAUCCUCACCGCUACGCAACCAGAAAGGAUCACCUCUGUCAACGACAAAUUGCAACAAUGGCGAUUAGCUUAUUAAUCAGAUUGAUGCGGAUCUUAAUCUCGCUCGCACGCUCCAAGAACAGGUGUAGAUUUUGGAUUUCAGGAGCAGAGGAUGAUCCUACAGAAGAUGCGCCAUAUUUGAUGCCCAUGAAGACGAUCAAGAAUAUGAUGGUAGAAACGCUGACACCGAAGAAGUUACUUAUUCAGAUGAUGAAGCCUAUGCUAGAGCUCUUCAGGGAGCUUAAGAAAGGUGUUAAAGAUCCGGAGGAUGAGGAUCAUACUUCUCAGGUAGGUUCUUACACUACUAUUAAAGCAUUCUUGAUCUUAAGCUGGAAAAUUUUUCUAUGGUUGACACUACGAACCUUUGUGAUAUAUGUAAAAAUAACUACUAUCCAACCCGUUUUUUGGUUAGUCAUGUGUAGCCAAAGUACAUCGUUGUGACAUUAAACCUGCCAUUGUCUAAGUGAUACGUCA
Messenger RNA from Brassica oleracea var. oleracea, 723 nucleotides. RefSeq lists its product as uncharacterized. The transcript is spliced from 3 exons. Lineage: Eukaryota; Viridiplantae; Streptophyta; Magnoliopsida; Brassicales; Brassicaceae. The coding region runs from base 268 to 690 and encodes 140 amino acids. The record is from RefSeq and is a predicted model, not a curated record.